AUGAAGCCGCCUUUGCACCCAUGCACUAUUGUUGUUCUCCCAAAAAAUACGAUUCAGCCUGUAAAGCUUGAAGCUAAAGAGCCUUUAGUGUUAAGGCCGCCUUUGCACCCAUGCACUAUUGUUGUUCUUCCAAAAAAUACGAUUCAGCCUGUAAAGGUUGAAGCUAAAGAGCCUUUAGUGAUAAGGCUGCCUUUGCACCCAUGCACUAUUAUUGUUCUUCCAAAAAUUACGAUUCAGCCUGUAAAGGUUGAAGCUAAAGAGCCUUUAGUGAUAAGGCCGCCUAUGCACCCAAGCAAACUUGUUGUUCUUCCAAAAAAUACGAUUCAGCCUGUAAAGGUUGAAGCUAAAGAGCCUUUAGUGAUAAGGCCGCCUUUGCAACCAUGCACUAUUGUUGUUCUUCCAAAAAAUACGAUUCAGCCUGUAAAGGUUGAAGCUAAAGAUCCUUUAGUGAUAAAGCCGCCUUUGCAACCAUGCACUAUUGUUGUUCUUCCAAAUACGAUUCAGCCUGUAAAGGUUGAAGCUAAAGAGUCUUUCGUGAUAAGGCCGCCUUUGCACCCAUGCACUAUUGUUGGUCGUCCAAAAAAUACGAUUCAGCCUGUAAAGGUUGAAGCUAAAGAGCUUUAG
Maniola jurtina (meadow brown) is the source of this 624-nucleotide messenger RNA. Its product is annotated as 36.4 kDa proline-rich protein-like. Bases 1 to 624 code for a protein of 207 amino acids. The record is from RefSeq and is a predicted model, not a curated record. Lineage: Eukaryota; Metazoa; Arthropoda; Insecta; Lepidoptera; Nymphalidae. The transcript has a single exon.